GGAGGAGCGCGCGGCCGCGAGCAAAGGAGGGAGGGAGGGAAGGAAGGAAGAGAGCGAGGUAGGCAGGCAGGCGGGCGCGGGGUCGGUGACUGAGGCAGCGGAGGAAAGCGAGAGCCCGGCAGCCGCUUCGCGCCGCGUUACGGCGCGGGCUGUUGGAGGGGGCGGCCGUCGAGUCCGAGAAGAAGCGGGCACCGGCGGCGUUGGUGCUGGCGCCUGGGGGCGGGGGACUGGGGAGGCAGAAAGGGGGGUCGCUGCGGUGCUUCCCUUGCUGUCGCGCUCUCCUUGCCUUUCUGCCGGCUCCGCGGGCUCCUCCCGGCGUCUCCCUCGCCUCCGGGGCCCCGCUCCCCGCCCCCCGCGGUAUGUCUUGAUCCCGAGCAGCGGGUUUCAUGGGGCUCCUCAGGAUUAUGAUGCCGCCCAAGUUGCAGCUGCUGGCGGUGGUGGCCUUCGCGGUGGCGAUGCUCUUCUUGGAGAACCAGAUCCAGAAACUGGAGGAGUCCCGAUCGAAGCUAGAAAGGGCUAUUGCAAGACAUGAAGUCCGAGAAAUUGAGCAGCGCCAUACAAUGGAUGGCCCUCGGCAAGACGCAACUUUAGAUGAGGAAGAGGACAUGGUGGUCAUUUACAACAGAGUUCCCAAAACAGCAAGCACCUCUUUUACCAAUAUCGCCUAUGACCUGUGCGCAAAGAAUAGAUACCACGUUCUCCACAUCAACACUACCAAAAAUAACCCAGUGAUGUCACUACAAGAUCAGGUGCGCUUUGUGAAGAAUAUUACUUCCUGGAAAGAGAUGAAACCAGGAUUUUAUCAUGGACACAUUUCUUACUUGGACUUUGCAAAAUUUGGUGUGAAAAAGAAGCCAAUUUACAUUAAUGUCAUAAGGGACCCUAUUGAGAGGCUAGUUUCUUACUAUUACUUUCUGAGAUUUGGAGAUGAUUAUAGACCAGGGUUAAGAAGACGAAAACAAGGAGACAAAAAGACCUUUGAUGAGUGUGUAGCGGAGGGCGGCUCGGACUGUGCUCCCGAGAAGCUCUGGCUUCAGAUCCCCUUCUUCUGCGGCCAUAGCUCGGAAUGCUGGAAUGUGGGAAGCAGGUGGGCUAUGGAUCAAGCCAAGUAUAACCUAGUUAAUGAAUACUUUCUGGUGGGAGUUACUGAAGAGCUUGAAGACUUCAUCAUGCUAUUGGAGGCAGCUCUGCCCCGGUUCUUCAGGGGUGCUACAGAACUCUACCGCACAGUAGGAAAGAAAUCUCAUCUUAGGAAAACCACGGAGAAGAAGCUCCCCACUAAGCAAACCAUCGCAAAGCUGCAGCAGUCUGACGUUUGGAAGAUGGAGAACGAGUUCUAUGAAUUCGCCCUGGAGCAGUUCCAGUUCAUCAGGGCCCACGCCGUGCGAGAGAAGGACGGGGACCUGUACGUCCUCGCGCAGAACUUUUUCUACGAAAAGAUUUACCCCAAAUCGAACUGAGGACGAGGCCUGACUCUUCGAUUUUUGAACUGAAACUCUGACCCUGUCUUCACCUUCGUUCUCAGCUCCAUGGUUCGUAUUGAGCCAGGUUAGGAAACGGACAUCGACACCAAGGAAGUAGGUGCUGGCUGGUGCGUCAGUAGUCUGAGAAGUUUAAGUUUCAACCUUUUGUUUUGUUUUUGUGUGUGUUUUUUUCCCGGUUAAAUUUUGGUGGGAGUUAUAACCUCCUGCCUGGGAAAAACCUACAUAUCCCCUAAAAUAAACACAUAGCAGUUCUAAUCAAAAGGCUAAAUACGAUCUCAGAAAAAGUUCUGAUACUCUGUUUUUUGAUAAAGCAAUUUUUUCAACUAACCAUUAAAUUUUCAACUUAAUUCAUGAAUAAAGAUGAAUCCAUUUGCUUCUCUGCCUUCACUUGGAGGGUUGGGCUGCGCAGCUCUACUGAGCAGUGUUACUACUGUUGGGCAGUGUGUGCUUUGUUUUGUGAAUCGCCUCUCAUGAAAUUUAUUGGAAUGUUUGAUCAUGUUUGCUAGGAAGUGUCUCUACUGUAGUUGGAAUUGCCCUUGUUUAUGUAGGUCAUGUUAAUUUCCUUUAAAUAUAAUUACCAUUCAUGUUAAAAACCAAUUUAAAGUAGUACUAAUACUGUAAAAAGUCAAGGCAGUAUUUCUCAUUCCUGUCUCCCCAGUAUCUAAGAUUGGGGAGAUGCUUCAAAGAACAUUGACAUUUUAGUUAAGGCUUCCACACAUUAAUAUAAAAAAAAAGUCAGUUUUGUAUUUGUUUCUCCAUGGGUUAUUUGUAAAGCUGUAAACAGGUACCGGUGACUCUAUAUUAUAACUCCAUUAGUGAGCUGUGGUGGGUAGGAUUUUCCUACUUCUGUACUUUUACUUGUAGACUAUUUUUACUACGGUGCUUUAUAAUGUGUUUUAAAGCAUUGCAUUUACAAAAAAAAAAAAAAAAAGGAAAAUGCUGUAAAUAUUGCAUAUUUUAUGUAUUUGGACCAAAAGGUAUGAGUAAUUAGACAAAAGUGGUUUUGCACCAAUUUUAUUAUAUCAAGUAAAACCAUCAGACCUACUGUUCUUGUAUUUCUCAUUUAACUUUAAGAUAUCACUGAAAUUAACUUUAAUAACCUUUCGAUUUUUAUACAGAGUACGUUGUUCAUAAUUGGGGGCAGUAUUUAUAGUGGAAAGAGUACUGGACAACAAGGAAUCAGAAAGCUUGAUUUCUGGUCCUGGCUCUGCCACUAGUCAGCUGUGUGAUUUUGGGUAAGUCACUUAACCUAUUUUUGCCUCAAUUUCCUCAUUUCGAAAUGAGGGUAAUAGUACCUGCUCUCCCUACCUCGCAGGGGUGUUGUGAGGAUUAAACCAGACGGGAUGUGAAGGCACUUUGGAAAUUGUAAAGCGCUAUAUAAAUGUAAGGUAUUAUGGAAACAUCUUUAACCUAUAGUUUCAUACCAUUUGUUUUUUUAAAAAGAAAGAGAAAAGUCCACUUACAAGCUGGUUGAAAAAAAUUUAAUAUUGAUAUAAAUUUGUGUUUGAUAAAUAUCUUCUCAAUGUUUUAUCUUCCCUGUUUCAACUAUUGAAAUGUGACACACCUGUGAAUUCUUAAAGAUUCAGGAGCAGCUGCUUGAGUUCAGGAGGUUCCCUGUUUGAAAAAGACUUCAUUAGUUGACUCGGGGCAGGGGGCAUUUGUUCUUCAGAUUUGGAAGAGUUUUCUCUUUUUAUUUCACAUUGCCGUUCAGAAAUGGUACUAUUUUAUACCUCUGUUUUUUAAGGUAUAUUUUGCAGAGUUUAAUUUCUCUGGGCAUUCUUUACCUUCUUCCCCUUCUUAGAGGGACAGAGGUAAAGAAUUUUACAGACAUUUUUCUAAAAGAAUAAUCUUUAAUAUGUAUAGUUUAAGUAAAUAUUCCCAAACAAGGCCUCACCAAACCAUGUAAGCAUUUUAGGCAGGUUGCUUUCAAGGUUAUUAAUUGUAUGGGAGGCAAGGAGGGAGCACUACUUAUAAAAAAACAUUUACUAACAAAUUUAAAGAAAAGGUCAGGGAAGUUGACAGAAUCAUUUUCAUACCCUUUCCCCCAGUGAUAGGAAAAUAUUAAGAGAACAUUGACAGGCAUACUUUUCAUAUUCAGCUUUCUUUUUUCUGUGUAUUAACUUUUACGGAUAUUUGUUGAAAAUAUAUACAAAUUCUCUCCUUGCCCAUAAGUAAAGCACCACCUCAGGGUGGGGCGUUUGACAUUUAUCUGCUAAGGAGCCGCAGUAUGUAGGCCAUUCUUGGAGCACAGGCUGCAAUCUCCCUGAGGUGCAUUAAUUAACUCCUAGGAAACUGGAGUAGCACAGAGUGCACCAGGUCAGGCAGUCAGGGAACUAACUGUAAAGGUGCAGAGAGUAAAUGUUUUAGGCCUUGCGGGCCACGUGGCCUCUGGCACAGCUCCUCAACGAUGCCAUUUUAACACAUACGCACCCAUAGACGACACACGUGAAUGAGAUGGCUAUUUUCCAGUAAAGCGUCAUUACAAAAGCAGGUGACAUGCCAGAUGUGGACCAGGGGUUGUAGCUUACCAACCCCCGAAAUAGAGAGAUCGUUAUUUAUGGAGAAAUCAUUUUGAAUCUGUACUCUCGUGGCCUAAAAGAGUUUAUAUACUUCCAAAAGCUCCUAACUUAUAUCCAAAGAAUAGCUUUCUGAUCCAGAUUUUCUCUCCCACAGAUUCAUAAACUUUCAUAACUUAGAUUGCUUCCAGGUGGGCAUGUUUUCUUUCCCGGUUUAACAGAAUAGGGGCUUAUUCUGUCAUCUUUUAGGGUGGGUUAGGAGUAUCCUUCCUGGAGGCUGAGAAAGGGUUAGAUUUAAUUCCAUCUGGUCCAAUGCGGCCCUAGGAGUCUGCACGUGCAGAGUCCUUGUAAUACCUAACUUUUUAAUCAAAUAUAUAGAACCACUGAGACAAUAAUGUAUUUUUUUAAAAUGGCAAAUGUGGUUUUCGUUUUUUAGCCUUUGCGCUUUUUCAGUAUUUUGAUCAUAGGAAAUUUUUUUUUUUUAAUAAUACAAAAGCAAAUCAACCACUUUGAAUUUCAAAAGAUGAUGUUAUGUGUGUAUGUGUGUGUAUAUAUAUCUAUAUAUGUUUAUUUCCUAAAAGAGGAAAAAGUACAUUUUUGUUCAACUUGUAUCAACUCCUGUUUUCUAAUUGCUGUGAAAUGGCAACUGUUGAUAAAUUAUUGUGACUAUUUUAAAAUGUAUUGGGGAGGAUACAUUUGGAUUUUACCCAGCUUUAAUCUGUAAAGUAUCACUUAAAUAUAUCCGAUAGCAACACUUAAGAUAUUGCAUGGGGAUUACUUUUCUAUCAUCCACACUCAUUUGUGCAACUAUGAACAUAUUGGGUACUUCUGAAUUCCUGAUGAUUGGGUUUAAAAUUUUUGAAAAUCAGAGAACUUGAAUUUACUGACUUUUAAACUUUAAAUUUUAUUUUCUAUUCUUAAAAUUCAGUUUUAAUGCCUACAAUUUGAAAUCUACUGUUGUUCUUUCUCUAUGUAUGUCCUAUUGAAAAUUCCUAAAGUUGUUGGUGCCAUCAGUGAUUUACAAACAGUAUUUUGAUAUUGCAGAUGAUUUGCUCAUUGUAUUUGCAUAGUUAGAAAGAAAAUAGUUUGUAGACAAUGAUUCUCUCUUUUUUCUAAUAAAAUGAAAUAAAAGUUCUAAAAGCACUAGAGAAUUUAA
This is a messenger RNA of Miniopterus natalensis, 5156 nucleotides long. It is a transcript of the gene HS2ST1, whose product is annotated as heparan sulfate 2-O-sulfotransferase 1. Gene Ontology annotation, cellular component: membrane. NCBI's taxonomy places the organism in Eukaryota, Metazoa, Chordata, Mammalia, Chiroptera, Miniopteridae. Gene Ontology annotation, molecular function: heparan sulfate 2-sulfotransferase activity. The record is from RefSeq and is a predicted model, not a curated record.